UUUUGAAGGCUGAAGGAAUACAUUGACCCGGAAGUGAUUCGUGUAGCUACAGUUCAACAACGUGAAUACAUUUUAAACAGAAAUUUAACCACAACAGGUUCACAUCCCUGGCCGUAAUGGCGCACAUAACAAUCAACCAGUAUCUCCAACAGGUGUAUGAGGCCAUUGAUAAUCAUGAGGGGAGUUUUUGUGCAGAACUGCUGUCAUUCAAACACCCACAUGUGGCUAACCCACGUCUCCAGCUCGCCAGUCCAGAGGAGAAGUGCCAACAGGUGCUGGAAGUCCCGUACGAUGAGAUGGUUGCAGCACACUUGAGGUGCACCUAUGCAGUGUCCAACCACGACUUUGUUGAGGCGUACAAAUGUCAGACGUUGGUGGUCCAGUCAUUCUUGAGGGCCUUCCAAUCUCACAAAGAGGAGAACUGGGCCUUGCCAGUGAUGUUCGCUGUUACGCUGGACCUGCGGAUAUUUGCCAACAAUGUAAGUGAACAUAAACUAUUGUGCUCUAAAAUGCUUCUGAUCCAAAUGAUUUUCCAGGCAGAGCAGCAGCUGAGCCUGAUGGGCUGUUUCAGAGUGUGUAUCGUAUACAGUCGGGCUGGGAUUGACGACUCCAAGAAGUGGGGAAUGUUGUUUCUCAUCAAUCAGCUCUUCAAGAUCUACUUCAAGAUCAACAAGCUACACCUGUGUAAGCCACUGAUCCGGGCCAUCGACAGCUCCAACCUGAAGGAUGAUUACAGUAUGGCCCAGAGAGUCACCUACAAAUACUACGUAGGCCGCAAGGCCAUGUUCGACAGCGACUACAAACCAGCCGAGGAGUACCUGUCCUUCUCCUUCCAGCACUGCCACCGCUCCAGCCAGAGGAACAAACGCAUGAUCCUCAUCUACCUACUGCCUGUCAAGAUGUUGCUGGGUCACAUGCCUAAUCACCAGCUGCUCAGGAAGUACGACCUCAUGCAGUUUGCCGAUGUCACGAAAGCUGUGAGUGAGGGUAACCUGCUGCUGUUGAACGAGGCCUUGGCCAAGCACGAGACCUUCUUCAUCCGCUGUGGCAUCUUCCUCAUCCUCGAGAAGCUCAAGAUCAUCACCUACCGGAACCUCUUCAAGAAAGUGUACCAGCUGCUGAAGACUCACCAGUUGCCCCUAGAUGCCUUCCUGGUAGCUCUGAAAAUGAUGCAGGUGGAAGAGGUGGACAUUGACGAGGUGCAGUGUAUCCUGGCCAACCUAAUCUGUGAGGGGCACAUCAAGGGCUACAUCUCUCACCAGCACCAGAAACUGGUCGUCAGCAAGGCCAAUCCAUUCCCCCUGCUGUCAUCAUCUUCCUAAUCUACGUAUCCCAGAAUCCCCUUCACCCAGGAACUGUUCCCAGAAAUAUAUUUCCUUAUUAUUUAGGUUGCAUUUUAUUUUGUCAUAUUUUUACAUUUUGAAUAAAAGUUUUGUUGUUUUA
This is a messenger RNA of Oncorhynchus tshawytscha (Chinook salmon), 1443 nucleotides long. RefSeq names its product PCI domain containing 2 (gene pcid2). The record is from RefSeq and is a predicted model, not a curated record. The coding region runs from base 117 to 1322 and encodes 401 amino acids. Gene Ontology annotation, cellular component: transcription export complex 2. The transcript has 13 exons. Lineage: Eukaryota; Metazoa; Chordata; Actinopteri; Salmoniformes; Salmonidae. Gene Ontology annotation, molecular function: RNA binding; double-stranded DNA binding. Gene Ontology annotation, biological process: post-transcriptional tethering of RNA polymerase II gene DNA at nuclear periphery; transcription elongation by RNA polymerase II; poly(A)+ mRNA export from nucleus.